Molecule: messenger RNA, 1159 nt
Organism: Elaeis guineensis (African oil palm)
Lineage: Eukaryota; Viridiplantae; Streptophyta; Magnoliopsida; Arecales; Arecaceae
Biological process (GO): regulation of DNA-templated transcription
Molecular function (GO): protein dimerization activity; DNA-binding transcription factor activity
Source: RefSeq, a predicted model, not a curated record
AGUGGAUUGGUAGUUCUCUGGCCAAAGAUAGAUAACCUUCCAACCUGCAAGCCGAAAUACACCGUUCUUUUCCUUUCUGAUCUUUCCCUCACCUAGGCGUCCAUCUUCUUUGAAUUCUUCUGGCACCAACUCUUCUAUUUCCCCCUUCCUCAUCUCUCUCUCUCUCUCUCUCUAUCUAUCUAUCUAUCUAUCUAUCUUCUAUCUCUCGUUGACCAGGCCAUGGACGUAGACCUCCUUAACUCUUCCCCAGAGACUCAACUGGAUUGGAUGAACACAAUGAUCCAAAUCGAGGAAUUUGCUGAAUUCUCGGAGGUACCACCAUCCACCGAGUUCCCUGCUGUUCCCUCGCCUGAAUUCAACAAUUCUCCAACCACCCCAAAUUCUCCCAUGGUGGCUGCUGGUCCCCAACCAGCUGCCAUGCCUUUCGUUGGUACCACCACCCAACACCCACUCAUUACACCCAUCUUGUCCACCAACCCCACACUGAACACUGACCUUUGGCCAUUAUCCCUCGGCCAGCAGCCUGGCUCCGUGGCGGCGAUGCGGGAGAUGAUAUUCCGCAUUGCCGCAAUGCAGCCCAUCCACAUCGACCCGGAGUCGGUGAAGCCACCCAAGCGGCGGAAUGUUAAGAUCUCCAAAGAACCCCAGAGCGUGGCGGCGCGGCUUCGGAGAGAGCGGAUAAGCGAGAGGAUGCGAAUACUUCAGCGGCUCGUCCCCGGUGGGACGAAGAUGGACACGGCUUCCAUGCUGGACGAGGCAAUCCACUAUGUCAAAUUCCUGAAGACCCAGGUGCGGUCACUGGAGCAGGCGGCUGACAGCCGGAGGAGCAUGGGGGCCGUUUCGCCGUCCUCUGCCUUAGGAUUCCCAUCCAGUGGAAAUUACUCAAGCGUCAGAAUGGCACAUCAGCUGCCAGAUCAAGGGUUCAUGAACUAUGGUUAUAUGAAUUCCAACCAUAUAUGCUGAGUUGAAGUGCAGUAGAGAAAAUAUAUACAGCAGAGGUCAGGUGGGUUUGUGAAGUAAUGAAAUUUUUAAGUGCUUCAAAUUAAUAGAAUUUCUGCCUUGUUCUCUUUUUGUUUUUGUUACAUGUAUAGCACUUAUGAUUAGAAUGGUUAAUUAUCAGUUGUUUAUAUAAAGCUUAUCAUUCUUACCCUCUUUUCUA